This is a messenger RNA of Doryrhamphus excisus (bluestripe pipefish), 6373 nucleotides long. Its product is annotated as ATP-sensitive inward rectifier potassium channel 10-like. Gene Ontology annotation, biological process: potassium ion import across plasma membrane; regulation of monoatomic ion transmembrane transport. Gene Ontology annotation, cellular component: plasma membrane. Lineage: Eukaryota; Metazoa; Chordata; Actinopteri; Syngnathiformes; Syngnathidae. Gene Ontology annotation, molecular function: inward rectifier potassium channel activity. The record is from RefSeq and is a predicted model, not a curated record.
GAAUUCACAAUGAUGACGACAAUUAACCCGCCCCCCCACUUGUCACAUGACAACUUAAUUUUCCCAGGAUACACAGCUCACACGAGAUGCGUUCAAGAAAAUCUGAAUUGUCUGUCCUGCCAGUCCAAAGCAAUAAUAGACAAACUUCCCAAUGGCCUUCUUGUUAUUAUUGUUAUUUAUUUCUCUGCUGCUCAGCAAGGCCCACAUUUAAAAUAAAUGCAAAGUUCGUACAGAAAAACUGUUUGGGUUGUUCUUGGAUAGUUUUUGUGCAGCUGCUCCUCUGACCGAUGGAGGUGGAUCACUCCUCCCUGCGGAAUACUAACGAGGGCCUUUUGUCACACAUCUCCCGUUUUCGCUUACACACACAUACACACACAGCAUAGAAAAUCAGUUUGCCUACAGUCACACACAAAUUCACGUGUAAUUGCCGGCCUACUCACACAUAGUACCACACACACACACACACACACACACAUAGAGAGUGAUGGGUACAGAGUCGUUUUUGUCAAUGGUGUCUUUUGUUUCUUUCAUCUGGGAGCCAAACAAAGCAUUCCUGUGUGGAUGGAGGAGAGAGAGAAGGAGGGAGAGGAAAAGAGGAGAAGUAGAAAGCCAGAGGGAGGGAGGUGAGGAAAACACUCAGCGCUCCUUUUGUCUGGCCAAAAGAAAAAGUUUAGAUUCAGUCGGCAGACCGGGCUCGCUGAGGCAGGGCAGUGCAGCAGGUUGUGGCGUUGCCAUGGAGAUGGAAUACAUCCUGCUGGAGAGCUCCUCCCCCCAGAAAGUGUGCCACUCCCAGACCCAGACGGACGUCCUGAAGCCCCUGCUGGGUGGCGGCCUCUCUGGAGUAGGUGGGACUUUGAGGAAGAGGAGGCGGGUCCUGUCCAAAGAUGGGCGGAGCAAUGUGCGCAUCGAGCAUGUCAGUGGGCGGAGCUCUCUGUACAUGCGCGACCUGUGGACCACGUUCCUGGAUAUGCAGUGGCGUUACAAGUUCUUCCUGUUCACGGCCACUUUUGCCGGGACCUGGUUCUUGUUUGGGGUGCUGUGGUACCUGCUGGCGCUGGCGCAUGGCGAUCUGCUGGAGUUUGAUCCUCCGUCCAACCACACGCCUUGUGUGAUGCAGAUGCAGACCCUGACGGGGGCCUUCUUGUUCUCACUGGAGUCCCAGACCACCAUUGGGUACGGUUUCCGCUGCAUCACAGAGGAAUGCCCUGUCGCUAUCGUGCUCCUCAUCAUCCAGCUGGUCCUCACCACGCUGAUGGAGAUCUUCAUCACCGGAACCUUCCUGGCUAAGGUCGCUCGGCCGAAGAAGCGAGGUGAGACCGUCAAGUUCAGCCAGCACGCUGUGGUGUCCACCCAGGAGGGCCGACCCUGCCUGAUGAUCAGGGUGGCCAACAUGCGCAAGAGCCUCCUGCUUGGCUGCCAAGUCACGGGUAAGCUGCUCCAGACGUCUCUGACCAAGGAAGGAGAGACAGUUCGUUUGGACCAGAGAAACGUUACCUUCCAAGUGGACACGUCCAGCGACAGCCCCUUCCUCAUCCUGCCACUCACCUUCUACCACAUCAUUGACGACAGCAGCCCUCUGAGAGCUUGGGCUGCCAAGGGUGGCGGCUGGACGGAUCCAGAGUUGGCCGACUUUGAGUUGCUGGUGAUCUUGAGCGCCACCGUGGAGCCGACCUCGGCCACCUGCCAGGUUCGCACCUCCUACCUGCCCGACGAGAUCCUGUGGGGCUACGAGUUCCCUCCCGUAGUAUCCCUCUCCCAGUCGGGUAAAUACGUGGCCGACUUUGCCUUUUUCGACAAAGUGGCCAAGAGCAAGAGUGCACCAGUCUUUAAACCAUCCGGCCACACCUACCAGAGCAACGGUGGCGGGACUGUUCCUGAGGUGUCUGACACCGAAAAGAUACGCUUGGAGCAGAGCUACAGAGACCGUGGGGAGGACCGUGGGCGUGGCAGGGACACUAACCUCAGCGUGCGUAUUAGCAACGUGUGAAGAUGUAAUUUGGGACCCGGAUUCUGUCCACAUGUUUGCACUGAGAUUCAUAUAAGCCUGAGAAGAACCUCAAGAACAACCAGUAGUACUUCAAAAUAAGCUGGUGGGAGGGUGACACCAAGUACACACGUGAUGACCUCGGCCGUGCCCACACACACCAGGAUAUUUGUUUAAAAAGUAACGGAGGUUUACAGUUUUUUGUUCACACACAAAACUGACUUUUUAUAAAAGCCACAGGGAAGCCUUUCUAGAUUUUCCAGAAAUUACUUUUUCAAGCAAGUGCCUCCAUUGUGGCCUUUAGGUUUAGGAGCUGUAGCACCCCCUGUUGCUUUGGCAUGCACAUGACAGCUUCCCUUACUUCUUUUGUUAGUGUGGACACUACACACUUAAAAAAAAAUGUGUAAACCUCGCCCCUAAUGGUGUCUUCCACAUGAAUGCAGUGUAUAAAAAAACAACAUAACACAACAUAACACAGCCUAACCUAAUUAAUUGUUUUCAUUUGAGUGACAUACCGCACAAUAAUGUGUGGGCUGGUGAAGCAAAUGAAAGCGCACUCCUGAAAAUUAUGGAAAUUGCAUGCAAACAUCCAUCUGUGAAGAGCUAAUUUACUGGAAACGGUCAUGUGUCAUACAAAACCAACAACAUUUGACUAAUGUCACCACCUGACUCACAAAAACCACCGCCCACUUCCCUUGUGGCUUUGUCAUUUCCUGUAGCGAGUUGGUGUCUCUGUCCGUACACAAAAUAUAUGUACAUCAUGCUAAGUUGAUUACAGUUCCUGUACUUUUUAAACGUUGGUUACCUUAUUUAGGUAUAUGAGACACUUAAAAUAUUAAAACCAGGGAUCCAAAGUGGUAGGUGAGUGUAGGCAACCAUCAUGGUGCCUUCCUUGGCAGCAUCUGUGUUUGUCUUCUUCAAUGUGUACAGUAGAUUUAAUCGUCUGCCACUAACUGACAUUGCUUUGAGUCAAAACACUGUGUGUUUGUAAAUAUGGAAGUGGGAAAAGCACAUGUUUAUUUUGUAACAAGAAACUCUAGGCUACUAAUGCUAAAUGUUUAAACCAAUGAGAAGUCAUUUGAAUUAAAAAAAAAAACAUAUCUUUUUUGGGGGUGGCUAAACAAAAGGAGAAUACCUCGAGUUGACUUCCUGAAUUCAGCUAAAUGGAUGUCCUCGUCCACGUCGUUAUUUCUCUGCUGCUGGCACGAAAAGUGGAAGGUAAGCAGCACAACACGCAAACGUGCACACCCUUUGCACACUUUGGUUGCUCUUUUAAUCAGCCGUAUGUAGCGUAUGCCGCCAUGGAUACUGCAAGUUGAGAUAAAGAGAAAUGUCUAUUCACUAUUAAUUUGCGACAAUCUAUUUCAAUACAGAGCCAAUACAAACAUUCUGUAAAGGUAAUGUUGGCUUUUUAUUGACACUGUCAUUCAAAAAUAUGUUUAUUAUUGUGCAAAAGAGAUAUUUGACAUUUAGCUACAACAACAUUUAUGUCAUUUAUGUUGCCCGGCAACAUUUUAUUAACCUUCCUCUUGUGUUAGCUUUCUGGUAUCAUCUCUUAUGCCGGGUCGGUUUUGAGCCAUGUAUUAAAUCAGCUAUAAAAUACACUAAAAACAAUAAGUUACAAUCCAAUUUGGUUCUCAUGUCUUGGUUACCUUCUUAGGCUUCCUCAUCCAUGAAAAUGUUGGUUUGAAUACUUUUGGUGUGGGCAUGUAGGCCUUUUUUUGUCACUAUACCCCUCAAUUUUAAUUUCCAAAAAUGGUAAAAUGAACCUCAAAAGAAUCAUAUUAAUAAAUUGAAUUAUUUUGUUACCUGGGUAUCACUGAGAGCUAUAGAACAUAUCUCUUAAAUCAAUUAGUUUUAUUUAUUUUCUCAUUUUAGUAUUAAUCACUAAAGAAACAUCUAUGGUGUUGGGGUGAAUUUUGACCCAUAUAUAUUAAUGUCAAGAAAAGGUAGAAAAAGUUAUUGUUUUCAGUUACAGAACUUUAGUAUAAAGUGAAAUCAAAAAGCAGAACAGGUCCAGAUCUUGGUUCACUGUACUUCUUGCCAUUCUUUCCAUGAUCCAAAUUGUAAAUGUGAAAUCAACCAUCAGUCAAAUUAGUGAAUUCCCCUCACAUGUCUGGACAUUGUUUUUCUGCUGGUAUACUGGAAAAUUGGUCAAAAUGAGAAUCCCCUGAAGCUUACAUGAUGAGAAGAGGAGCUGGUUGUCAUUGUGUUGGCUAAUUGUACGCUUAUGAUUUUAGCUGUGGCUCACAAUAUUGCUUUAUAGUCACAAUAUUGCUUUAUAGUCAUUUACAGACUAUUACCAUUCCACUACAAACUAUUUAUUAUGCUGAAGAAUGCAUAAUAUUUAGAAUAUUUACCUUUUGGAAUUCAGAGUUAACUCAUACACACACACACACACGUAGCUUCUACUUGGCUCUCGUCCAACCAUCACUUCCCGUUCAUCUAACCGCCCAACAACCCCUCACAAACAGCACACUGACCCCUAGCGGUGUCACGUGAAACUGCACCAAAAACCAAUUUAUUUUUUACUGGGUUACAUCUAUAAAGGUAGACUUACAGUACUUCAUUAAAUGUCCUGUAAGUGGAUUUGGCAUCAAAACAAAUGAUGCAAUAUCGCCAUAUUAUGUCUGUAGCUGUUUCGGUCAUGAUUUCAUUCAAGUCGAGAUGGUUAGCUGUGAAUGGAAACUAGUGAUUUUUUUCCCAAAUUCCAUUUUUUGCUUGUAUUUUUUUUUAUUUUUAGAAUUCCGUUCUUUUACCUUUUUACACUCACACUGAAUCUGUUACGGCUCUUAUGUUGAAGCCUAGACGUGUGUCAGAUAUAAUAUAAGGGUGUGGAAAAUAAUCGAUACAUCGAUGCGCAUGCGCGCGACGCGAGUGCAUCGGCUCAUUCACUGGUUAUGGAUGCAAUUGAUGGGUGAAAUCUAGAUUCAUCUCAAUGCGUUUGUGGGUAUCGGUAAAAUCCUUUUUUAUUAAUUAAUUAAAACAAACAUUGAUUCCACUGUUGAAAGUGUCACUUUAACUUUGUUGUUGCUGUACUGUAUUUUUUACAGCAGUAAUUAUUGUUGAAUUGUUUGACUCCACCACUGAACCACUGCUAUUGGAAUUGCAUAAAGAUGUGAAAUUGUGAGGAAAGUUGUUUUGGAAAAGUUGUUGCUGUUUUAAGAUGGCAAAAAGAAUGAUGAAGAAGUGGUGCAUAGUAAAAACAACACUUUAGUUGAAUUUACUGCCAAGUGCCUAGAAUGAAUAAAGCCAAAUCCUUUUUGUAGGACCAAACUGAAUUACAUUUUUUCCCUUUGCCUAUUUGCAUCAUGUUGAAUUGCAUCAUAUCGCAAGAAAUUGCACCAUAUCAUAUCGGAUUGCAUUGAUUUGAACUAAAUUAUUAUCACAUCGUAUCGUCAAGAGGGUGAAUUGUAUCACAUUGAAAAUUCCAUGUAUGGUUAAAGUAUGGUAUCGCUGGCAGUGCAUGGAGAUGUGUAUGGAAUCGUCCUCAGUGCUGAGAUUCACACCACUAAUAUAAUACUUUCAGUUGCCAAAUGCACAGUUUAAUAGAAGUUGAUUGUUGCACUAUUCCAGAUUUUGGCUGCAUAAAACUGAAAGGCACCCGCAGGAGACCACAACCUGACCUUCUCAGAGCUCGAGAUGGUUCAUUGCUCUAACAUGUCAGAGAUGUACUUUGGCGCAAGACCACAAUGACCAAGCAGAGCUGUUUAUUCUCAGAUAUGAGAAUAAAUACUGAAUACUGGACUAACAUGGUACAAGGUCAGCAGGCUCACCUACAUUAUAUAGCGGUAAAACAACAACGUGGAAACACAAGAAAAAGAAGGUUCCUUCUCCUCAAAAUGACGUAAUUUCAUUAUUGUUACUUUAGGUAUGGAAUCUCCUUAUUUAUGUCUUUGCUGUGUGUAUACCCUGGGGGUGGUCACAAUAGGGUUGUUUUUGUUGCCCGGUGUGGCUGGUGAGUUCCGGUCCUGCAUAACAAUACAGUAUGUCGUCCUCUUGCCUUGUGACAUUUAUGUCACACUAGAAGAGACCUAUAAAAGAGGUUUGUACCAGUCACAACUUACAUCUAUCUCUCCCCCAAAGAUUGUCUCAUUCCACAGGAAGAGAGUUCACUAAUUAAUUAAUAAUAAUAAUAAUACAUUUUAUUUGUAUAGCGGUUUUCAAAAUACUCAAAUACACUUUACAGAAGAAUGGAGUUGAAUAAAAGCAAGUAAACAGAGUAAAAGAUACAACAUUCAUUGGUUAAUACACAGCUAAAACAUGAGUAAAAGCGGGGCGGGGCACAUCAGUCAGAUAUAAAAAGUUAGACAUUAAAAACAUUAAAAACAAGAUUUAAAGAGGUGGGUUUUUAGUUGUUUUUUGAAGGUAGAAAGGUCAGGGCAAGCA